UUAUAAAAUUGUAACAAAGAGAAGAGCCAACAAGGUAUAUAAACAUCAGUUGAAUUUUAUUAUUUUCAGUUUAUCUUGACUCUUUGAUAUCAAGUCAAUAUGAUAGAGGAAAUUUUUUUUUUACUGGCAUUAUGGUGUACCAUGAGUACCAGUGUGAUAGGUGGUCUAUUGCCAGAAGCUGUAAACAACGGAUAUCAAUACAAUAGACCAACUGGUUCAGUACUUGAUACGACUAGAAGUACUGAUGCCUAUAAUUCAAAUGGUAGAUUUAUAAAACCAGUUAAUGGUUUUGAUUUUGGUAGUCGUUCAUCCAAUAUAAAUUCUAUACCUGGUUAUGGUGGUAUUGGAUAUAACACAAGAACAAGUUCAUAUCCUAGAUCAAAUAUUUUCAACAAUGGGCUUGAUUAUCCAGCUCCAGGCACUCCUGGAUAUAAUGCUGAUCAAUAUCGUAGAUAUUACAACGAUGAAAAUAAUGCUCCACGUCCGUAUAGUUUUCAAUAUGAGGUGCGAGAUCCUCCGAGUGGUAACGAUUAUGGCCAACAGGAGAGUAGUGAUGGCAAUGUUGUACGUGGUGAAUAUCGAGUACUUUUGCCGGAUACAAGAACACAAGUUGUUACGUAUACAGCAGAUGAUGUGAAUGGUUACAAUGCGGAUGUACGAUAUGAAGGACAACCGCAAUAUCAAAGACCACCUGGUUAUCAAUUCAAUGGACUAGACGGUGGCUAUUAUAAACCUGGUUUUGGACCUGCUGCUUAUCAAGGUCGUGUUGGCUACAACGUACAACCAGGUGUUGGUGGGUAUAAUACAAAUGUCAAUGGCAUCUUCCGCAAUACAAGUGGCAAUGAUAACGGUGUAGGCGUUAUUCCAUCUAAUCAAUAUCUACCACCAACAACCACCACAACUUAUGGCAAAUGAUUGCCCCUCAAUUUUAAACCCAACACAACUGCAA
Messenger RNA from Aphidius gifuensis, 949 nucleotides. RefSeq names its product pro-resilin-like. Gene Ontology annotation, cellular component: extracellular matrix. NCBI's taxonomy places the organism in Eukaryota, Metazoa, Arthropoda, Insecta, Hymenoptera, Braconidae. The coding region runs from base 100 to 915 and encodes 271 amino acids. The record is from RefSeq and is a predicted model, not a curated record. The transcript has 4 exons.